AUGCGUUGCAAGUUCUCUCGAGGACGCAUCAAAGCUGCGCCAUUGCGCGGCGAGCCGAUUUUCCAGCUUUCGUUGCUUUUCCUUCCACCGACCGCCGAACGCGAUGAUUCAAAGAACAACGCCGAGAACAAUAACGAUUCGGAAUGCAAGAACAUGAUGCAGAAAGUGGGUUACUGCGACUUUAAGACAUAUGUCAAAGUUCUCGAAAAAUUUAUUUUUAAUACGGAAAAAUUGGGAAUCGAUGGAUUGGCAAAACAAUAUAGAAAACUAGAAUCUCAAGGAGAUGUUUCGCUAACAUUCGAUGCUUUUAAGCAGAAUAUGACGAAAAAUAGAUAUUCCGAUGUGAUAUGCCGCGAUUCGACGCGUGUGAAGCUUUUAAUUGAUUCAACUCAACAAGGUGAUUAUAUUCAUGCAAACUAUGUCAACUCGAAAGUGCUUCGUAACACUUAUAUAUGCACUCAGGGACCACUUCAAACUACAAUAUCUGAUUUUUGGCGGAUGGUCUUUCAAGAACGGACCACUUCGAUUUUGAUGCUCUGCCGGCCGAUAGAAGAAGGCCGUCCGAAAUGUGUGGUCUAUUGGCCGGAUGAAGGUCAAGAAUUGUGCUAUGGUUGCAUUCGAGUAUUGAACAAGUGCGAGAAAAUGGAUGAUUCAAACAGUUUUGAAACUGUCAAUUUGGUUGUCAAUUUCGAAGGAACCGCCAUUCCAGAGAAAGAGCAGCCGAAUGAUAAAUCAGAAUUGAACGUGACUCUUAUUAAAUGGCCAAACUGGCCAGAUCGCGGAGUUCCUGAUGAGAAAUGCCAUACGGUGCCGCACAAGCUUCUCGCGAUGGUUAGACAUGGUCCAUGUGUGGUACAUUGCUCGGCUGGAAUCGGACGCACUGGAUGUAUGAUUGCUCUUGAAUUCGCGCAUCGAAUGCUCUCACAAGGAGAAUAUGUCGACUUUGAGAAGAUUGCCCUCGAAUUGCGAAAACAGCGGGCGCAGUGCAUUCAAACCGAAGUGCAGUAUCUGUAUAUUCAUCGCGUGAUGGUUGCGUUUGCUCGCGGUGAGAACGGAAUCUCAGCCGAUGCACAGACGGCUGCCGAUAACUUCUUGCGCAGUUAUGAUGAGCACUUGAAGCGCUAA
This is a messenger RNA of Caenorhabditis bovis, 1125 nucleotides long. Lineage: Eukaryota; Metazoa; Nematoda; Chromadorea; Rhabditida; Rhabditidae. The record is from the annotation of a GenBank genome assembly.